AUGUUGCCUUCUCUUGUGGUUCCUGUGUUCGCCGGACACGGUACCACCGCGAUCAACUCGACAUUACUUAGAGAACGCGCUGCUGCCGACGCUUUAUUGCCGUCAGGCGCUCUGCUCCUUGACGCUUGCCACUACGCCUUUAACGUCGAGCUCUCCACACUUUCCCCCUCAGAAGCUUUGGCCGUGGGCAUCAAUCCUGAACACUUCAAGGACCCGAAAUCUCUCAUUUUACUCCCCAGUCAUGAACCGUAUCUCACCAAUUCCGUCGUCACUGCAGCCACCCUGUUCCUGGUACAGACAUUGCGGUACCUUGCUUCUGUGCAAGCUACUUCGUCGACAUCGUUCAUCUCAUCAUUGCAGACGAACAGUGAACACGGUCUUGGAAUAGUAGGCUUUUCGUCUGGUAUCCUACCAGCAUGCGUUGUAGGCUCUUCGGAAACCGUUCUCGAAUUCAUCUCCAAUGCUGUGGAGACGUUCCGUCUCGCCUUUUGGAUCGGAGUUCGCCUGCAGAUACACAAAGCGUCGGUCCAGACGCCCGAGCCUCUGCCAUGGAGCCUAGCAUUCUUGGGCAUGAGCCCUGCUGCAGCCGAAAGCGCCAUCCAGACUUUUCUCAAGUCGUUUGAAGGUACACCAGAGCUCCGCGUUACAUCAGUCAUGAGCGAGACCUCAGUCACCAUCUCAGGCCGUCCCGACAUUCUCGCUACUUUUGCGGCCCAGCUCCCUCCUUCCGGUCCAGUGCACAAGACAACUGUAGAUGCACUCUAUCAUUCUUCCUCGCACCAUGACGGAGUGCGAAAUCAGGUUCUCGCCGAUGUAAUAAGCCGCAACAUUCGUUUCCCAACGCAUACAGACAUCAAGAUUCCAGUUCGCUCGACAUAUUCUGGCGAACUCCUUAGCAAAAAUAUUAAGGGAUCGCCGUCGUUUGUUGAGCAGGUUGUGGACAUGAUCCUCACACAACCCGUCAACUGGGAUAAGGUCACUGACUCUCUUGUCCGUGCGGUGCCCGAAGGAAGCGGUGUCCAUCUCCUCAAUUUUGGACCUGGUGCUGGUUUAACGAAGGGUAUAGAACGACUCUUCUCGUCGGAUAACGUUUCCUCGACUGAUCUAUCGAGUGAACCUGUUCGUCCAGCUACACUUCAGACGCCAUCGUCUGUACAGGAGCCUAUCGCCAUUUGCGGAAUGUCCGUCAAUAUACCGGGAGCUCCGAGCGUUGCGAAACUUUGGGAAGUUCUGGAGAAAGGUAUUAACACUGUAUCUGAGGUUCCUGAACAUCGGUUCAAGGUGUCGGACUACAAUGAUCCGAAGAAAAAAGGCCGUACCAUGGGUGCUCACACAGGAAAUUUCAUAGACGAGCCAGACGCGUUCGACAACAAGUUCUUCAACAUUUCACCGCGCGAAGCACGUAGCAUGGACCCGCAACAGCGUAUUCUCCUCCAUACAGCUUACGAGGCUCUAGAGGACGCAGGAUAUGUACCCAACUCAACGCCGACAAAUGACCCGGAGACGUUUGGUUGUUACGUCGGAGUUGCCACGAACGAUUAUGUCCAGAAUUUGAGGAACGACAUUGAUGUUUAUUAUAGCACCGGAACCUUACGAGCCUUUCUGAGCGGCCGUAUUUCCUAUGCGCUGCAGUUCAGUGGUCCUUCGAUCGUCGUUGACACAGCAUGUUCUUCAUCUCUGGUUGCUGUAUAUCAAGCAUGUCGUGCUCUUAUGAACCGAGAUUGUAAUGCUGCUAUUGCCGGUGGAGUCAAUGUCAUCAGCAGUCCGGAUAUGUUCCUCGGCUUGGAUCGAGGCCAUUUUUUAAGCCCAACUGGACAAUGCAAAGCUUUCGACGCUUCUGCUGACGGCUAUUCUCGCUCAGAGGGCUGCGGGAUAUUCGUCCUAAAGCGUCUCUCGGACGCGAUCGCCGAAAAUGAUCAGAUUCUCGGUGUCAUCCGCGGAGUCGAAGUUAACCAAUCUGGUAACGCGUACUCCAUCACCCGUCCUCAUGCUCCUACGCAAGAAAACCUCUUCACGCAGGCUCUCGAGCGAUCCGGUCUCGAUGCUUCUCGUAUCAGUGUUGUGGAGGCCCACGGUACCGGAACGCAAGCCGGUGAUCCCAUCGAAUUAGAGAGCAUACGCGGUAUAUUCGCCAAGCAUAGAAAAGCGAACAACCCACUCCAUAUCACCUCCGUCAAGGCUAAUAUUGGUCAUUUGGAGGCUGCAUCGGGUGCAGCGGCUCUGGCGAAGCUGCUCCUUAUGCUGCGCCACCGCUCCAUCCCUCGUCUUGUCUCGUUAAAGAACCUUAACCCGCGUAUCAAACCCCUUGCAUCAGACAAUGUUAUCAUUGAUACAAAGCAAGUCGGCUGGACCGUCCCCGACGAGAGUCUGCCCCGUGUCGCCCUCCUUAACAACUUUGGGGCUGCCGGUUCGAAUGGCGCUCUACUUCUUGAGGAGUAUAUCCCGAAGUCGUCCGGGAAGGAUACCGAGGUCUCUUCGACUUUCGUUGUCGGGCUGUCUGCUAAGAAUGAGCAGGCACUUGUCGAUCUGCGUGCGAGUUACAUUGAAUAUCUCCGUAGCUCUGCGAGCACAGGUGUCACCCUUGCCGAUAUCGCAUAUACUGCCACGGCUCGCCGACGUAUGUACUCUCACCGAUUCGCGGUCACUGCGAGAUCCAAGGAGGAGUUGGCGCACAAGCUCGAGCUAGCUUCGGGGAAAACUGUCACAGACAAUGCGCCAGGGAAGGUCGUGUUCGUGUUCUCGGGGCAAGGAGGCCAGUACCUUGGCAUGGGAUCUUCCCUUUACAAGACAUCGGCGCUCUUCAAGAACGCCACAGACGAGUGUGAGUCUUUCUUGAAGAAGAACAACUUCCCCGGAGUUCUACCUAUCAUCACUUCGGAUGGAGAGUCUAGCGGGUUGAUGCCUGUGGAAGAGUUCGAAGCGAAUCAGGCUGCAAUCUUUGCGCUUGAAUAUGGACUGGCGAAGCUUUGGAUGUCAUGGGGCGUCACUCCUACUGCUGUCGUCGGGCAUAGUCUGGGAGAAUAUGCAGCUCACGUUGUCGCCGGUGUACUCAGCCUUGAAAGCGCACUCACCCUAGUUGCUCAUCGAGUUCGUAUCAUGAUGCGUACAUGCGAACUUGACACUACGGGAAUGAUUGCCAUUAACCUUGCGUCUGGAGUAGUCACUGAAAUUCUUUCCUCAUCCCCCGACUUCUCUGGCAUAUCAAUUGCAUGCUACAAUAGUGCAACUGACUGCGUUGCCUCGGGACCAAUCGGACAGCUCGACGCCCUCAAGGCCCAUCUCGAUAAGGCCGUUCACUGCAAGAGCGUGCGUCUCAAAGUUCCGUUUGGAUACCAUAGUUCUGCUAUGCAACCGCUUCUUGAAGAGUUUGAAGUUCUUGCGAAACGCGUAGCGGUCCAUCCACCGAAACUUCCCGUUAUUUCAAAUCCUCUAGGCCGAGUAAUUCCUGCAGGAGACAAGUCCGCUUUCAACGCCGAAUACUAUCUCAGCCACUGUGCUGAUCCCGUCCAGUUUGAAAACGGUAUCAGUGCACUAAUCGAUGAUGCUUCAUUCACGGAUAUUGCCGCCUGGAUAGAGCUGGGUCCUCACCCUACAACGUUGCCUAUGCUCACCGUGCAUCCUGGCGUGUCAAAGGAAGCAUUACUAGUCAGCUCAUUGAAAAAACGACAGGAUGACAACGUCACACUUUCGUCGUCGCUUUCUCAGCUCUACACCUCCAGUGUCCUUGUUCGAUGGAGAGAUGUUUUCGCUGAUGUCUCAGCGGCUUGCGUCUCGCUUCCUUCCUACCCAUGGCAGAAAAGCAAGUUCUGGGUGGCAUGGAAGGAAGACUCGCCAGCUGCGGCCCCGCCCAUUGAAGGUUCACCCUCUUCUACUAAGGCCUUCCACCCUGUCAACGACUUUGGUAUGCUUCAGUCUUGGGCACAAUUCCCAUCCACCGCCAACAACCAGGUCGCUAUUUUUGAAACACCCAUAUCCCUCCUCAAAACCUCGAUUAUCGGUCACAUUGUAGGCGACGUUCCGUUAUGCCCAGCUUCUGUUUAUCACGAGUUGGCUCUCGCUGGGAUUGAAGCUACCAAGGCACAUCUAUCCCUACCCCUCCAAGGUAGCCAUAGCUCACUCUUCAACAUCGACUACGUGAAGCCUCUUGUUUACAGCAAAGACGUAGCUCGCGUCGUCAAGACAACUAUUACAAUAAACAUCGAUGGCUCUGGUCUCUUCACCGUCGAAUCAUAUGCUGAUUCGGAGCCGGAGUCUGUGCAUUGUUCAGGACAGUUCCGCCCAUUGCUAGUAGCAGAUACGACGACAAAGUUCAACCGUAUGGCUCCUGUCGUCAGUCGGAGGACCGCGGCUAUAUGCUCGGGAGAAGAUGGCGAAGCCGAAGUAUUUACGACCCGAACGGCGUAUGAGAUUAUCUUUACGAGGGUUGUCAAAUAUGCGAAGGAGUACCAUACGAUGAAGAGCGUUACGAUCAACAAGAACGGUAUGGAAGGGUAUGCCAUCGUCAAGCUCCCCAAGGACCACGACAAGAGCAAAUUUGUUGUUCAUCCCGUAUUCAUGGAUACGAUGCUCCACGUAGCCGGAUUCCUUGCGAAUAUGCAAGGCGGUGAUAACGACGCAUAUAUCUGCUCAAAGGUCAAGUCAGUCAAAGCAAUUCCAAGUUUGAUCAACAAUGAUGCGACGUACGGUGUGUUUGUCGUGAAUGCUUGGGUGGAAUCCGAAGGUAUCAUGUUGUCGGACGCCAUUGCCGUAGACAUCACGGGGCACGGCCAAAUUGUAGCGCAGCUCAAGGGCAUGUGCUUCAAGAAACUUCGCCUGAACACCCUUCAACGCAGUUUGGCUAUGCAUGCCGGUCAUAGUGCGCCACCGCCGGCCCAAAAGCGCUCCGUUACACUGGCUGCUCCCAAGCCCAAGAUCACCGAGGUUGCACCUGCUCUUGGACCCCGCUCCUCUCCCGCUAAACCCUCCGUCGAUGUCCAGAGCAUAGUACUUCACACCGUUGGCGACACAUGUGGCAUCGAGGUCUCGGCGCUUGACGUAAACGCGGAUCUCGAGACUUACGGCGUUGAUUCCCUCAUGUCCAUCGAGAUCUUGCGCAAGUUUGAAGAGUCUUUCCCUCAAAUGCAAUUUGACGCGACUAUCUUUAGUACUUGCAACAAUAUAACGGAACUCGUGCGCGAGAUCUCGUCCACAGCUGGAUCGCAAGCCACCACUGCAGUUCCUUCCCCGGAGACGGCAUCUACUCCAGAACCUACUCUGCAGGGUGAUGCACCUCAGUCUGCUGACGUUCGUUCCAUCCUGCUGGAACUCAUAUCCUCCUUCACUGGCUUUGAAAUAUCAAAACUUGAUCUGAACGCGGAUGCAGAUACCGCCUACGGCUUGGAUAAGUUCCUCUUCAUCCCCCUCUUCAGUAAACUCCAGACGUUCUUCCCUGAUAUUACCCUCGAUCCUGCCAAACCUUCUGUCUGCAGCACUAUUGGAGAGCUCUUGGAUGAGGUCACAGCACAGGUCCAAGCAGGGCCAUUGUCCAGCUCUGAUCUGGUUGAUACAAAGCCCAUGUUCGUGUCUGUUCUUGGAUUGGAUGAGUCGGAUAUUCAAGACGAUACGGAGUUUGAGACCAUUGGGCUCGACUCCCUGACAGCUAUCGAGGCACUUCAUGCUAUCCAGACCAAAUAUGGUCUCGAACUCCCGUCCAAUCUCUUUGAGUUACACACUACGGUGAAGGCAGUUAACCAGUAUAUCUCUUCCAAGCGACCAGGAAAGUUGCCGAAGCCUGUCGAAGAAACGGCGAUGGAUCCUGAUAAGGAAGAAGAUCUUUCUGAUCUUACUCCUGAGCAGGUUCAGUCGGUCGUCCGGGUUUUGCGACUCGACGAGGUGCCUAUGUCUGUGCAGAAGUCGUCUAGUAGUGGAUCUCCACUCUUCCUUUUCCAUGAUGGCAGUGGAGCGGUGAAUUACCUUCGUCGCUUGGGCUCCAUUGACCGCGAAUUCUGGGGAUUUAAUAAUCCAAAUUAUGCGACAGGUAAACCAUGGGGAUCUUUAGAAGCCAUGGCGUCUGCUUACGCCGACUAUGCUGUGAAAGUUGCUGGUUCUAGGCCCGUGAUAUUUGGUGGUUGGUCCUUUGGCGGUGUUGUCGGAUUUGAAGCAGCGCGACAACUAAUGAGGAGAGGAGUCCCUGUGAAGGGUGUUGUACUCAUCGAUUCUCCGUUCCCUGUAGACCACGUCCCUUCAUCAAAUGAGUUCAUGGCGGUGACUGCGGGUGCCUUUACGCGGGGUGGGCGCACCCCAAUUGGACGGAUGAUGUGGAAGCAGCUGCAGCAAAACGCGCCGUUGUUGAAGACAUACGAUCCUAGAAUUGCUGGCAGGCCGUACCCUCCCUUGGUGUUGCUGCAUAAUAAGGAAGGGAUCCCACCUGAUGCGUUCUUGCCGUACCCUGUUCCCCGGUGGAUGUCGGAGAAGGGGACGAACCCGUGUCAUUUGGCUGAUGAGUGGUCGGGGCUGGUGGGCGCACCAAUUAAGGUGAUACACCUUCCUGGGACGCACUUUACGACCUUUGCUACCCCUCAUUUGGGAGCUGUGACUCAGGCACUUAUUGAUGGAUGUGCGUAUCUGGAUGAGCUUUGACUUAGGAAGACUCUGCUGCAGCGUCGUGGUAGUUUAUUUUAUGGAUCCAUUUGAUAGAUAGCCGCUUUAUUUAAAUAAUGUGUUAAAUAGCCAAAAAUGGAUUUUCGCGCCCCAAACCAACUUGAAGAUGUAGCAUGGGCUACCUUUUCCGCCUUUCAUCUCAGGCUUCAGCUUCAGGCCUCAGAAAGUAAGCUUCCGG
Molecule: messenger RNA, 6817 nt
Organism: Desarmillaria tabescens
Lineage: Eukaryota; Fungi; Basidiomycota; Agaricomycetes; Agaricales; Physalacriaceae
Exons: 11
Coding region: 1-6618 (2205 amino acids)
Biological process (GO): fatty acid biosynthetic process; secondary metabolite biosynthetic process
Molecular function (GO): 3-oxoacyl-[acyl-carrier-protein] synthase activity; fatty acid synthase activity; phosphopantetheine binding
Source: RefSeq, a predicted model, not a curated record